Messenger RNA from Cinara cedri, 3237 nucleotides. NCBI's taxonomy places the organism in Eukaryota, Metazoa, Arthropoda, Insecta, Hemiptera, Aphididae. The record is from the annotation of a GenBank genome assembly.
GUUUUUACCAAACUCGGUACUACCAAAAUAUAUAAAAACCAUAGAUAAUCUAUAAUAAUAUCAAGGUCUUAGAUAUCUAUGAUAAUAAUAAAAACGCACACUUUUGUUCUUGUAAUUUCAUUGGUCAAAUUAAUUUUUGCAAAAUACGUAAAAAUUGUUCAUAAUUAUCGUUUAACUCGAUUUACUUGGAUAUAAAAUCUAAUCAUAGACAGAAGAUAGAACAUCAAUAUAAUUGAUUCUUAAAGUUAUAUAAUUUUUUGAUCAUGAACGUAUAAGCCUCAUACAAAUUUUAAAAAUAGCGGCAAUUUAAUUUAAAAAUGCGUAAUAUAUUACUUAUUUUCAUAUCAAUAAUUGAUAAGAAAAUUAAAAAUACAAAUUGAAGAAAAAUAUUAGUGCUCUAGCUCAAUUUAAUGUACUGAAAUUAUCUAUUCUUCCGUCUAAAUAAUUUGAAUAUGUUUCUUUUAUAGUUUGAAAAUUAAAGGUUCAAUUAGUUAAUUUAUUUUUGUCACUAUAUUACCCAUUGUGUUCCAAAGUUAGAACAAAUAUAUUGUAAUAUUAAUUAGGUACAUAUAAAAUCGUUUUAACAUUUUAUAUUAUAAGUUUUGUUAUAAGUAGUCUAAUGAGUUAUUUACCUAAUGUUAAUGAUUCAAAAACGUCUAACAUAUUUUAUCCUAACGAGUUUUUCAUUUAUACUGGGAUGUACUUUGACGCUGUUCUUUUUACAUACAACUACAUUAAAGCCAAUUGCUUCACCAAUUGAUGUUUCCAAAAUUAAGUUGCUUGUACUUAUCCUGUCAGCUGUAAAAAAUCAAAUUCGCCGUGAUGCCAUACGUGAAACUUGGGCUCAAGCAUAUGGAGAUGUCAAAAUACUUUUCGUCUUGUCAAAGGAUCAGUAUUUAAAUGCAGAAAAAUUAAUACAUAGUGACAUAUUGGAGGUUAACAUACCAGAUGAAUACCGAUUACUUAGUCAUAAAUUAUUAGAAUCAUUCAACAGCGUGCGUAAUAUCGACUUUGACUAUUUAUUAAAAUGUGAUGAUGAUACCUUUGUUGAUGUUACAAAAGUAAUCAACGAAUUAGAAACUGCGCCCAAGAAUAAAUUCUAUUGGGGUUAUUUUGAUGGCAAUGCUCAUAUUAAAAGAGCGGGUAAAUGGAAAGAAACAGAAUGGAUAUUAUGUGAUAAAUAUUUGCCAUAUGCUUUGGGAGGUGGCUAUGUUUUAUCCAAAGAUCUCAUUAUAUAUAUGGUGAACAAUAAAGACUACCUAAGGUAUGUUUCAACUAAUUAAUUAUUAAGUAAAUUGAAUUUUAUGUAAAAUAAAAAUAUUUAACAAUGUGGAUUUUUUACUGUUUUUUAGUUUUUUUAUUAGUGAAGAUGUUUCUGUUGGUGUUUGGUUAGCACCUUUAAAUAUUACAAGAAAACAUGAUCGGCGGUUUGACACAGAAUUUCGUAGUCGUGGAUGCUGCAAUGAUUAUUUGGUAACACAUAAGCGAAGUCCUCAGGUAAUGAAACUAUACUGGUCACAUAUUAUUGAGACUGGGAAAAUGUGUAAUGAAGAAUACAAAGAUAUCAGUUCGUACGAGUACAACUGGACUGUAAUGCCAUCAAAAUGUUGUGUGAAAAAUGCCUUAUUAUGUCCAUAAGACUGGCAGUAAUAUUAAUAUUUAUUUGACUUGAAAAUCAGUAUGUUAUUGUUUAAAAUAAAUAAAACAAAUAGGUAAUAAAAAAUAUUUGUUCAGUAUAAUCAAAAUAUUUUAUAUAUUUCAUUUCAUACAAAUUUAAAUUUACAAUUUAAUCUUACUUUAGCCUAACCUAACAAUUUAAGAAAAUUGAUUUAUGAUAUACUGUAUAAUUGUAGUUAUAUACAUUUAAAAUACACGGUUUUAUUAUUUUUAAUAUUGUUAUUUUUUCUUCCUAUCUGUAAUACAUUUUGGACAAAACCAUUUUCCUUUGGGUUUUGUUAUUAAUUUAACACAUGCAAAAUGGAACCAUUCAAUGGGACACUAAAACAAAAAAAUAUAAAUUACAUUUUAAUGAAUAUAUAAUAUUUACAUUUAAAAAGCCAUAGAAUAAUCAAUAAAUUAUUAAUAAAACCAAAAUGCUUACAUCAGGAUUAUCACAUCCUAUCAUUUCUCCAUAUGAAACUUGAUUACAUAAACAAUAUGUUGGUUCAUUUGGAUCAACAGGCAUGUCUAAUACUUCAGCAGAGUGAGCAACGCCUGCACCAACUAAUGCACCUGUAAGUGAACUAGUCUCUGCAGCAACACUGGCUACAUUAUUAGUGGGGUUUGUUGGAUUGGUGACAACAUUCACGGAAGGAGUUUUGCUAGGUAUAGCACUGGUCGUUUUUACACCUACUGGAAAAUUGUUUAAAUGUAGAACUGUCAAUUCAAGAAUAAUGAGUAUAUUUGCUACAAACCUUUUUUGAUUAUUUUUUUUUUGGAUGGUGGUUUGAUAACAGUUUCUUCUUCACUUGAUACACUUUUUUUUCUAGGUUCUUUAUCUUUCGUCUUUCUGCGUCCUCCUUUAAGUAAUAUGUAAAUAAUAAUAGUUAAAAUAACAUUAAAUAAGUAAAUAUAGGUAGGUAUACAUAACAAAUAAUACAAUAUAGCAUAAUAUUACGUUUUUGUCCAUCAUCACUUCUUGUAGCACUAAUAGCUUUAUCUUGGAUUUCCAUUUCAAAUCGUGCUAAAUCUGAAUCUAAUUUUCUAAUAUGUUUAUCCACCUGAAAAAGUUUAUCGGAAUAGAAAAAGUUAUAAACGUAAAUUAAAAUUAACUAACCAAUUCAUAAGUUUGUAUUGCUAAUUGAACUUUAUCAUCCCCAUAUUCCUUAGCUUUGUCAAACUGCCGUUGUAUGCUAGUCAUAGUUUCAUUUUUUUUGUCUACAGAGUAUCCUUUCACAUUGGACAUAUAAUCGUCAGCCAAUUUGUCAAUAUUACGCAUCAGUUCUUGGGCUCUUGAAUCGAGAUCUCGCAUUAAUGUAAAGUUUCGUUGCAAUUCAACAGGAAGAUUCUCUAAACCUACAGUAACAAUUAAAGGGGUUUGGUUAAUUUUUCUAUAAUAUAAAAAUAUAUAUAUAUAAUACAAAUAAGAAUACUCACUAUCUAAAUAAUGUUCUAAGUACAGCGCCGAGGUCAUUGUUGUACAAUGUAUCAGAAAUUGUAUAAUAAAAAUAUAAUUAUUACAAAUUGUACAAAAACAAUAAGUUUUUAAAAAUUUUAUCAGGUUUUUAAAAAUGAAAU